Messenger RNA from Manis pentadactyla (Chinese pangolin), 599 nucleotides. RefSeq names its product AF4/FMR2 family member 2-like. The transcript has 5 exons. Gene Ontology annotation, molecular function: G-quadruplex RNA binding. Gene Ontology annotation, biological process: regulation of RNA splicing. The record is from RefSeq and is a predicted model, not a curated record. Bases 1 to 525 code for a protein of 174 amino acids. Gene Ontology annotation, cellular component: nucleus; nuclear speck. Lineage: Eukaryota; Metazoa; Chordata; Mammalia; Pholidota; Manidae.
AUGAGGCUGAAGAACUUUGCAAGCCCCUUGGCUUCAGAUGGGGACAAAAAGCUGGCAGUAUUAUGCUACCGAUGUCUAUCACUUCUCUACUUGCGGAUGUUUAAACUGAAGAAGGACCAUGCCAUGAAGUACUCCAGAUCACUGAUGGAAUAUUUUAAGCAAAAUGCUUCAAAAGUCGCCCAGAUACCAUCUCCGUGGGUAGGCAAUAGCAAGAACACUCCAUCCCCAGUGUCUCUCAGCAACGUCUCGCCCAUCAAUGCGAUGGGCAACUGUAACAACGGCCCAGUCACCAUCCCCCAGCGCAUUCACCACAUGGCCGCCAGCCAUGUCAACAUCACUAGCAAUGUGUUACAGGGCUAUGAACACUGGGACAUGGCCGACAAACUGACAAGAGAGAACAAAGAAUUCUUUGGUGAUCUGGACACACUGAUGGGGCCUCUGACCCAGCACAGCAGCAUGACCAAUCUUGUCCGCUAUGUUCGCCAGGGACUGUGUUGGCUGUGCAUCGACGCCCAUCUGUUGUAGUGGGUGCUCCUCCGUCUCCAGCAUCACCACCCAUCACUCUACCUCUACCAGAGCACCAACGGUCACUGGUAGAA